This is a messenger RNA of Cotesia congregata, 2109 nucleotides long. Lineage: Eukaryota; Metazoa; Arthropoda; Insecta; Hymenoptera; Braconidae. The record is from the annotation of a GenBank genome assembly.
AUGGAAAAUUAUGACUUACUCAGUCAAAUUGGUGAAGGCUCAUUCGGGCAAGUAUUCAAGGCGAAAAAACGAGCUAAUGAUGAAAUAGUUGCUGUCAAAAGAAUACGAAAGCGAGGACGUUCUUGUAAAGAACUGAAAAGUCUGCGUCAAGAAUGUGAGAUCCAGAGGUACUUGAGUCACCCGAAUAUUGUCCGGAUGAUAGACUCUUUUGAAACUGUUGAUGAAAUAGUUGUAGUAACAGAGUACGCUGACAAAGAACUUUAUGAAAUCUUGGGUAAAACGGGAAGGUUUACUGAAGAUCGCGCUCAAAAGGUUAUCUGCGAUCUCGUGUCGGCGCUUUAUUAUUUGCACUCUAAUCGAGUGUUACAUAGAGAUCUGAAACCUCAGAAUGUCCUUCUGGAAGCAAAUGGCACAGCGAAACUAUGUGACUUUGGCUUCGCUCGGAUAAUGAGCACAAGAACUCACGUUCUGACAUCAAUAAAAGGAACUCCUCUUUACAUGGCGCCAGAAUUGAUAGAAGAGUACCCUUAUGACCACAAUGCUGAUCUGUGGUCUCUUGGUUGCAUCGCUUAUGAGAUGAUUGUUGGUACUCCUCCGUUUCAGACAACUUCAAUCCUUCAUUUGGUUGGACUGAUUCGCUUUGAAUCUAUAAAAUGGCCGGAAUUUAUUUCUGCUAAAUGUCAAAGUUUCUUACAGGGAUUACUAGAAAAAAUUCCAUCACAACGUCUGACCUGGCCAGACUUACUGGAACAUCCUUUCGUGAAAAACCGGAUCCUGAUAAUAGACAGUCCAACGUCAUUCACCGCGCCUUUGUCUAGUUCAGAAGCUCACGCGAAGCAACUGCAAUUUGAACACUUGUCCAUGCGAGCUAUUAAUAAAUCACGCACAUUAGAUAACAAUCACCAAGGAUGUGUUUCCCAGCCAAUUUAUCCUUUAGUGAAUAGAUUUCACCCUUUUGUCUCUGCUGAUGCUUACAAUUCUCGGCAAAAUGGAACCAGUUCGGGAUCUACAGCGAGUGUUGACGUUCUGCUUAGUAAUUUAAGCCUCAGAGCUUCUCUUCAAAGUGAUUUGUUGUCAGCAAAUCAAGCUGCCGAGAUAAAUUGCACUGACAGCGCGUGUAUGAGCCAGCAAUUGGGAAACGAGAAUAUCAACAGUCUGUAUGAUUUUACUGGAUAUGAAAAACCUGACUUUGACAAUAAAAAUUGCGAGACAAGUGACCAGAGUCCAAAAAAACUUCCUGAUUGGGACGCGCGAGCAGUGGAUCAGCACAUAGAAAAUGACGAAUGGUUGGCGUUCCUCCAGCAGUCGAUCGAAGAAAUAAUCGAGGGAGAAAUCACUUCUCUCGUUGAAGAAAACUGUGUUUCUAUUUUUGUUUCUCCUCUGAGAAAUUCAUCAGCUAGCAGUCAAGUUGUUGAAUACAUCGCUUGCUUACUGUCUCUUCCCUUUGUCUGCUCGAUCUCUCCCGAGGAAUUGACCAGGAUCCAGCGGGUCUACUACGAUGUAAAAGUCGUUCCGAACUUGGUUUGUGCGAUGAAUAUAAUCUUGGAGCGGCUACAAGCAACUCAGGCUGAAGACCACGAAGAACUGACAAGGAGAGACUGCGGGAGUAUAAAGACGGCUUCAAUGCUUUCGCCAGAACAGCUGCAAGCACUAGAGUCUUCGAUGUUGGUUCUCUGUCGCCUGGUUCAUAGCGAUCAGAAGUUCCUGGACCAAUUUUGUCAAGCUGUGGAUAUAAUUGGAGUGAACCUACUCAGAGAGAUGCUGACUUUAGAGAGAAGAAAAGUUAGAAUUGUUGCUGAUUUGCUGGCGAUUCUCAAUAAUACUUUGAGAUCACUGCCGGGAAAUGUUGAGUUGGUUGAAAAAGUCGUUUUUGGACAACGCAGUGAAACUAUUGAACAAUUGAGUAAAUUAUUGACACACAGACAAGUUGUUUUGAAGUCAAGAACUUGCACGUUGAUAAGACUUUUGGGAAGGCUGAGGUCGAAGGCUUUUAAGCAGAUCUGGGACAGGCAGUUGGAAAGUUUACUGAGGAAUUUAACUAAUGAUGAAGAUAAUAAUGUUAAAAAUGUGGCGAGUCGUACUAUUAAUGAGCUCAUACACUGUACUUAA